CACGUACUGGCGACUGCGUUUCUGGGGAGAGUGAACGGAAGAACCCUAAAAAUCCACAAAUCCCAAUUCAAUGGCGGGUCGUGCAUCCAUGGCCGACCUUUCUCCGAGCUCGUGACCUCCACAGGAAGCUAUUCUUCACUCACUUCCAUGCAUUUCGAAGUUGUCCCACAUCGAAAAAGGCCUACUUGUCCCCUCGGAUUGGCUUCGCAACUUCAGACCUUCACGCCGUUGAUUCGAUUCCACUGAGGUUGGGAAUUUCACUUUACUUCGUCGAUUCGCUGCUACACCUGCCGAAUUCGGGAAAUUCGUUUCCUCGUGGAACCUGUCGGUAUGAUUAUUGUUCGUAGACAGUGCUCUAGGUCUGUUUACUCUGAUUUUGGCGUUUCUACUUAUCUAGCUCGCAUUGGUGAUUCGCUCGAGUGUUCUUUGAAUUCGAAGCACGACAAUGUAAACCCUGGUUGGCGAAGUUGUUUAAACGACUUGUGCGAUGGCUUUAUUCGUAGAGCCCGAACCCCAUUGACAUCCUUCGGAUGCAGAACUAGUUUAAUGAAAAGUUUUGCCACAUCCAACGGAGAGGAUCUCGAUGUCGUGUCAAUGCCUAAUGUUUGCCGGCCAGAGCAAGAGGUGGUGGGUUCUUCUCUGUUGGAAACUUCACCAGUUUACAACGAAGCAGAUGUUGAACAAAUUUGUGUACUUCUGUCAGGAUCCGAAGAUUGGGAUUCGACUCGAGAAGGUUUGGAGAAGUACAAUGUGAACUUCACUAAUGAACUUGUGCUUGAGAUCAUUCGCAGAUGCAAGUUUCACAGUGGCACAGCAUUGCGCUUCUUUGACUGGGUGGGGGAGCGAGAUGGUUACUGUCAUAGCGUGGAGACAUACAACAUGGCCAUGAAGAUCGCAGGAGGCACUAAGGACUUUGAGCGCAUGAGGAGCCUCUUUUACGAAAUGAGAAGGAAGGGUUGCUCGAUAACACCACACACAUGGACCAUCAUGAUAAUGCAGUAUGGAAGGGCGGGCCUGACAAAGAUCGCUCUGGGGAUCUUUGAGGAGAUGAAGGCUAGUGGUUGUGAGCCGAACGGAAGUACUUACAAGUACUUGAUCAUCUCUCUCUGCGGGAGAAAAGGUAGAAAGGUGGAUGAGGCCGUGAAGUUGUUCAGGGAGAUGAUGAAAUCCGAGCACGUCCCAGAUAAGGAAUUCAUUGAAAUCUAUCUAGGUUGUUUAUGUGAAAGCGACAAGUUGUCGCACGCUAGGAAAUGUGUGAAUUUCCUGCGUAAAGUCGGUUUUUCGACUGCACUGAGUUACUCUCUGUACAUUAGAGCGCUUUGCCGAGUGGGUAAGUUGGAAGAAGCAUUGAAAUUGCUGAACAAUGCCGGAGAGGAGCGCGAGACGCUGAAUGAGCAUGUUUAUGGGAGCAUUGUCCAUGGGCUACUCAGAAAGGGGGAUUUGGAGGCGGCAUUGUCUAAAGUGGAUGAAAUGAAGCAGGCGGGAGUCUCUCCUAGUGUUCACGUCUAUACAUCGUUGGCGGUGCAUUAUCUUAAGGAGAAGGAGAUCGAAAAGGCCGAGGAAGUUCUCGAGACGAUGAAACGCGAGGGCUGCAAACCGACAGUUGUUACUUAUUCUGCGCUCAUCCGGGGUUACGUGGGCAUGGGAAAGGUUGACGACGCUUGGAGUGUUUUCAACCAAAUGAAAUCGGAAGGGCCUUCGCCUGAUUUUAGGACUUACUCGAUGUUCUUGAGUUGUCUGUGUAGAAUUGGCCGGUCUGAAGAAGCAUUGGGGCUCAUAUCAGAGAUGUUAGGUGCUAAGAUUGUCCCGAGUAGCGUCAACUUCCGAACCAUUUUUCACGGGUUAAACAGGGAAGGAAAGCAUGAUUUAGCCCGCUUGGUCUCGCAACAGAAGUUAGACUUAGCUAAACAAAGAAAAUCGACGACAUGAUUAUUCCUUUCCAUCUUUGGUGUACAUGAAGAGUUCUCACAAAAGUUGGGGUUGGGGAUUUGAGCAAGUUUUGAUUCCAUUUCACGAGUCAUCGAUUUUGAUCGAUAAAUGCAUAAGCUGAAGCAGAUUCUCACGAAUCAUCUGCUCACACAUCCAAGGUUUAAAUGAAUGGAAAAAAUUGUCAUUUCUGCC
This is a messenger RNA of Rhodamnia argentea, 2121 nucleotides long. Its product is annotated as putative pentatricopeptide repeat-containing protein At5g06400, mitochondrial. Gene Ontology annotation, molecular function: protein binding. The record is from RefSeq and is a predicted model, not a curated record. NCBI's taxonomy places the organism in Eukaryota, Viridiplantae, Streptophyta, Magnoliopsida, Myrtales, Myrtaceae. Bases 331 to 1929 code for a protein of 532 amino acids. The transcript has a single exon.